This is a messenger RNA of Myiozetetes cayanensis, 888 nucleotides long. It is a transcript of the gene LRRC52, whose product is annotated as leucine rich repeat containing 52. NCBI's taxonomy places the organism in Eukaryota, Metazoa, Chordata, Aves, Passeriformes, Tyrannidae. Bases 7 to 888 code for a protein of 293 amino acids. The record is from RefSeq and is a predicted model, not a curated record. Gene Ontology annotation, molecular function: protein binding. The transcript is spliced from 2 exons.
CAAACCAUGCCUCCUUUGGGUAGAUUGUGGCCUCUGAGCCUCAUGGUUUAUUUUGGGAUAGGGAUGGCAUCAGAGAGGAUCAAGUGUCCGAGCAGGUGUAGCUGUCAGUAUCUGGAAGUGAACUGCACUGGGCAGCAGUUCCAGGAGUUCCCUGCAGACAUCCCUCUGGACACCAGGCAGCUGAUUCUGGCGGCAAACAAUGUCUCGUACCUGCCAGCAGUGGAAUUGAGCUUCCUGGCUGAUUUGGUGUACCUGGACUGCAGCAAGAACCUCUUUGGGGAUGACCUGGAUUUCACUUUCAUUGGCAUGGUCAAGCUUGUCUAUCUGGACCUCAGUUUCAACAACCUCACCCAGGUCACCUUCAGCACCUUCUCACACCUCGUCAGCCUGGUGGUGCUGAAGAUCUCAGACAAUCCCAACCUUGUGGCCAUCGAGAAGGAUGCUUUUGCCAACAACACCUGGCUGAGGCACCUGGACGUGAGCCGGACAGGCUUAACAUUCCUGGACACCAGCACCGUCCAGCACCUACCCAACCUGAAGUUUCUGGGGCUCAGUGACAACCUGUGGCACUGCAACUGUUCCUUUUUGGACUUCAUUACCUGGACAAUAGAGAGCAACAUUCAUUUUCCAGAUGCUGACAACAUCACCUGCUAUACCCCAGAAGGCCUGCGAGCCCUGGGGAUGCCGGCAGCGGAGGCACAGCUUCACGUCAGCUGCCUGACCCAGCUAUACAAGAGAGACUAUGUCUUUCUGUGCCUCGUUGGCUUCUGCAUAUUCCUUGCUGGCACCAUUACAGCCUGGCUGGCCGGCAUCUGUGCUGUUAUCUACAAAGUCCAUGGUUCAAAGGGAGAGGAAGAGGAGGAGAAGGAGGAAGACACAGCCAUUUAG